Messenger RNA from Entelurus aequoreus (snake pipefish), 5545 nucleotides. Its product is annotated as serine/threonine-protein kinase DCLK1-like. NCBI's taxonomy places the organism in Eukaryota, Metazoa, Chordata, Actinopteri, Syngnathiformes, Syngnathidae. The transcript has 17 exons. Gene Ontology annotation, biological process: intracellular signal transduction; protein phosphorylation. The record is from RefSeq and is a predicted model, not a curated record. The coding region runs from base 505 to 2790 and encodes 761 amino acids. Gene Ontology annotation, molecular function: protein kinase activity; ATP binding.
AAAAGCAAAACACAUUUUAAUUAGUGGCAUUUUGACGUUGCCAAUUUAGACUUACGUUUAAAGCUAUCUGAUAGCCUAAUUGUUGAGUGCCAUCCAUCCAUCCAUUUCCUACCGCUUGUCCCGUUCGGGGUUGCUGGAGCCUAUCUCAGCUGCACAUGGGCGGAAGGCGGGGUACACCCUGGACAAGUCCUCUUUCUUAUCGCACUUUACUUGAGUGCACACAGCCAGGACGCCCCUGUGAUACACCGCAGUGUCGGAGGGGGGAGGAAGGAGGACUGUGACGAGCAGGGGGAGGGGGGGAGGACACCGGCUCCAUCCUCCAUCCUCCAUCCCUGCUUCCUCUCCCUCGGCGUGGAAGCACACGGCGGGCGGGCGGUCACAUGCAGCAACAAAGGGGCUCACUGUCCAUCUAUGACAUCCAAUGAAUACAGGAGUCAUUGAAGGAAGUUUCACCUUUUUUUGGCUUCUGAUUGCAUCUUAAAGGGUGUAAAAGCAUCACAAAGCAUGGAGCUGGAGCACUUUGACAGGCGGGACAAAGCACAGAGGUACGCCCGCAGGGGUUCCAGAGGCAACGGGCUCCCCAGUCCCACUCACAGCGCCCACUGCAGCUUGUACAGAACCAAGACAUUACAAGCGCUGACGUCGGAGAAGAAAGCCAAAAAGGUUCGCUUCUACCGCAACGGGGAUCGCUACUUCCAAGGGAUUGUGUACGCCAUUUCUCAGGAGAGAUUCCGGUCCAUCGACGCACUCCUGGCCGACCUCACGCGAGCGCUGUCUGAUAACGUCAACCUACCCCAAGGGGUUCGGACCAUAUACUCCAUUGAUGGGACGACAAGGAUUAUGAGUAUGGACCAACUGGUGGAAGGUGAAAGCUACGUGUGUGCCUCCUUCGAGCCCUACAAGAAGGUCGACUACACCAAAAAUGUCAACCCCAACUGGUCCGCAGCAGCGAAGACAGCCGCGUCUUCCCGCGACCCUCCUUCUCUUGGCAGCGCCAGAGCCGGAUCUCCGGAGACUCGGGAAAGCAAAGACUUCAUCAAGCCCAAACUGGUCACCAUAGUUCGCAGCGGAGUGAAACCUCGCAAGGCCGUGCGCGUCUUACUCAACAAGAAGACGGCGUAUUCGUUCGAGCAGGUCAUGACCGACAUCACGGACGCCAUUAAGUUGGACAGCGGCACCGUCAAAAGGCUGUUCACUGUUGAUGGCAAGAUGGUAACAUGCCUUCAGGACUUUUUUGGGGAGGACGACAUAUUCUUUGCUUGUGGGCCCGAGAAGUAUCGAUACCAAGACGACUUCAGUUUGGAUGAAAGUGACUGCAGGGUGGCCAAGUCUUCAUCCUACGGUCGACUUCCGUCUGUGCACGGCCGCUGUUCUCCAAGAAGUGGCGGAAUGUCCCGCAGGAGCAAGUCUCCCUCAUCUACUGGCUCUGUUAACGGGACAGCAGGAAGCCAGCUGUCAACCCCUCGGUCUGGAAAAUCCCCCUGUCGCUCUCCGACUAGUCCUGCAAGCCUCAGGAGACAUCAGGGUUCUCAGCACAGCAGUUCGUCCCUCUCUUUAGCCUCCACCAAGGUGUGCAGCUCCAUGGAUGAAGGAGACGGACCCAGCAGUGAAGCUAAGCCCACGGACGAGACCCCCGUCCCUGUCGCCAUAGCAGAGAGGUACAAAGUGGGCCGCACUUUGGGGAGCGGGAACUUUGCUGUGGUGCGGGAGUGUGUUGAGAGAUCCACUGGAAGAGAAUAUGCCCUCAAGAUCAUCAGCAAGGAGAAGUGCAGAGGAAAGGAACACAUGAUCCAGAGCGAGGUGUCCAUUCUCCGACGUGUCAAGCAUCCCAACAUUGUACUGUUAAUUGAAGAAGUGGACACCGGCAAUGAACUUUAUCUCGUCAUGGAGUUGGUUAAGGGUGGCGACCUCUUUGACGCCAUCACCUCCUCCAACAAAUACACGGAGAGGGACGCCAGCUGUAUGCUGUUCAAUCUGGCGAGCGCCAUCAAGUACCUGCACAGUCUCAACAUCGUGCACAGAGACAUCAAACCCGAGAACCUGCUGGUCUACCAGCACCCUGACGGCAGUAAAUCUCUCAAGCUGGGGGACUUUGGCCUGGCCACCGUUGUCAAUGGUUACCUCUACACUGUGUGUGGCACGCCUACCUACGUAGCACCUGAGAUCAUCGCCGAGAAAGGAUAUGGCCUCAAGGUGGACAUUUGGGCUGCCGGUGUCAUCACUUACAUUCUGCUGUGUGGCUUCCCGCCCUUCAGUUGUGGAGAGGACCAGGAGGUUCUGUUGGAACACAUCUUGAGGAGUGAUCUGGAGUUCCCCGCGCCACACUGGGACAACGUGUCGGACUCGGCCAAGGCUCUCAUCAGCGGGAUGCUGCAGGUGGACGUGGACCAAAGACUCUCGGCCGCACAAGCGCUGGAGCACCCCUGGGUCAACUGGUGUGCGGGGUAUUUGCUUGCACAGGAUGAUGGCGUGUCCGAGAACCAGCAGCAGCUCCCUGUGGCCAUGAGGAUCAGGAAGCACUUUAACAUGGGACCGAAGAGCAGCAGUACAACUGCAGGUGUCAUGGUCAUCAGUAAUACUCCGCUUGAUAAGGAGAAGCAGGUUUUCCGGCGACAGCAGCAGCAACACGACACUAAUCUCGCCGCCCACUUCCCGCACGGCGCCAGCUCCUCCUCCUCCUCAUCGCGUGGUGCUAACGCCGUCCUGUCGCCCGCCGACUUCACAUCCGAGUCCGAAGACUAUUCCCCAGGUUCGGCGGACACGGUGCGCUCCCCCAUCUCUCCUUUUUAAGUGCAUGCAGGAAGCCAUCCAGCCGCUGGACACGGUGAGCGACAUCCUUGGGACAGUUUUCACCCUUAAACCACCUGACCUUUGACUGUAUGGGAGAAGAACUGCUCCAAUUUAGUGUUCUGCCGCCCUCUUGUGGUCAAUAUUGUAUAUUACAGGAAGCUGUUUUACAUGCGGCGUCAUGGCACUCGACUUCAGCAACUGUUACUUUAGUGCUGCAACAGGAGGUGGUGGUGAAUAUGCUGCUAUAACAUAUACAAUUUAAAAACAGUAAUAUUAUUAACUAGUGAUGGUCCAGUUAGUUACAUAUUAGCGUCACUUGGUAAAGAGACUGCACUUUUUUUGGAAGGUUGCCUAUCAUUCAAAACCUUAUAAGACAUGAACGCAUGUCUUUUUGAAAAUUCCUUUAACUCGUAAAUAUACGCUAACAAUUGAGCUAACUGGAGUCAUGACGUUGUGCGUUGUGUGCCCAUUAAGCCCACUAUAAAAACAUCUAAAAUGCAACAAUAAUACUCCUACAUUUCGUUACCUGAAUAUUAACCAGUAUAGGAUAGGAUAGACUUUUAUUAAUCCUAUAAUAGGGAAAUUACAUUGUUGCAGUAACAUAAUUCAAACAAAUAUUAGUGAUAAAUACUACAUAUUGCGCACCAAUAUGUAUACCGUAUUUUUUGGAGUAUAAGGCGCACCGGCCGAAAAUGCACAAUAAAGAAGGAAAAAAACAUAUAAGUCGCACUGGAGUAUAAGGCGCAUUUUUGGGGGAAAUUUAUUUGAUGAAACCCAACACCAAGAAUAGACAUUUGAAAGGCAAUUUAAAAUACAUAAAGAAUAGUGAACAACAGGCUGAAUAAGUGUACGUUAUAUGACGCAUAAAUAACCAACUGAGAACGUGCCUGGUAUGUUAACGUAACAUAUUAUGGUAAGAGUCAUUCAAAUAAGUAUAACAUAUAGAACAUGCUAUACGUUUACCAAACAAUCUGUCACUCCUAAUCGCUAAAUCCCAUGAAAUCUUAUACGUCUAGUCUCUUACGUGAAUGAGCUAAAUAAUAUUGUUUGAUAUUUUAUGGUAAUGUGUUAAUAAUUUCACACAUAAGUCGCUCCUGAGUAUAAGUCGCACCCCCGGCCAAACUAUGAAAAAAACUGUGACUUAUAGUCCGAAAAAUACGGUAGAUAAAAGGUCAAAUGAAUCAAAAAAACACUAACGUCCGUUUUGCACAUCAAGACAAAAAAUCACAGUAAUCACAUAAGUGUAUUAGCCAUAUUGUUGUUAUAAGUGCUAAUGUUAAGGACCUACUUUUAGAUCUUUGAUCACAUUUGGCAUGUGUUUAUUGGAUCAAUGGUAAUUGUAUAUGUCAAAAAAACUCAAAACAAAUGUUAAAAAAGAGGCAUCUAUCUUAUGCUACUAUUUUGACAUCAUGAACUAGUGAGCUGCUUUCUCGCCUCUGAGUUGGUGAAAGUUAGUUCUAGAUGAGAAAUCAUGCCUCUCACCUGGAUAGUUGAAGGUUGUGCCUAUAAACCGAGAAGUUGGCGAGAAGGACACGAAAAGACGCUCGUUAGCACCCACCUUUUAUUUUAACCUUUUGCGAGGAUUAUGAUUAAUUCUUCAUCUAAACAGGAAGAUAUAAACAUUGCAUCAGUCGGCAUCACAGUGAGAGCAGACAUUGUACAGUAAGUGAUUGUUUUAUGUUUGUUGUCUCUCAUGAGUUGUAGUCAGUGUUGUUGUCGAAGGAAAAAGCGAACGUUGUGCUGUGUCUGUGAAAUUAAUAUGCGGCCGUAUGCUCAAAUGUGAGCAAAACAGGUGAAUAUUACAUGUUGUUAUGAAUGAGCUUGUUACUACGUUACAUAUUUAUUUAGUGUGUAUAUAAAUCGUUAAGAGGUUUUUGGAUGUUUUUUAGAGCGACUCCCAAUGACUCCAUUGUUGGCUGAAUUUUGCUAACGUUUGUUUACGAGUUUGAAUACAUAAAAAAAGAAAAACAAAGGCAAAUUUAAAAAAAAAGUGCAGUACCUCUUGAAGAGCACAUGGAUUGAAGUGCAAUUACUGCACCAAAAAGAGCACAGUGUUGAAUGCAAACUUUUGUAUACUGGCGGUGAUAAAUGUCAAUAAGAAAGUUACAUAACAAAAGUAGCACGGUGCUUCCAUGAAAGAAAAAAAUAAGGAAUGUUUGUCAGGUGAACAUGAGUAAAUGUGAGGACUGUCAUCUGCACGUGUGCCGAUAUGCAUCUCUAAAGUGAUUAUUCCUUCUCGAAAUGUUCAUUAUUGUCUGCAGCUGUUGUUUGUAUUGUAUCAUACUGUACAUGCUGAAGGAAAUGUCAAAACAUCACUUUGUUCUUAAAAGGGCUGACCGGAAGAGGUUCAAACAAACAGCGCAGAAAUGAAUGUGAAAGUCUCCUCUCAUAGAGAAUGUCCAUGUCAUGUCCAAAAAAAUUCUAUAAAAUAUCUGCAUCACCAAGUUUAGACACAAGAUGGCAGUAUAAGCACUUGUACUUUUCAGUUGACAUCAGCUAGUUUCAGUACACAUUUUGUUCCUCAAAUACAUUUUUAUUACAAUUUCAAAUUUAAAAGGCAAAGUAUAUUUAAAUAAUUUUACAUAAUGGCAUAAAUUAUUUCACAACAAAUGAUGCUUGAACAGCUACAGUACAGUAAAAUAUAUUUAAAAUGAAUAUAACUCAAACAAGUGAAUGCACUGCUUUAUAUGAACAAAUUAAUAUAAUUUAUAUAUAUAUAUAUAUAUAUAUAUAUAUAUAUAUAUAUAUAUAUAUA